Molecule: messenger RNA, 402 nt
Organism: Vittaforma corneae ATCC 50505
Lineage: Eukaryota; Fungi; Microsporidia; Nosematidae
Exons: 1
Coding region: 1-402 (133 amino acids)
Source: RefSeq, a predicted model, not a curated record
AUGCCUUUGAUCAUCGAGUCCUACGAUUGCCCAUACACGAAGAUUGCAUCCCUGUUAUUUCCCGAACAAGAGUUCACAUACAUAGACAAGCCAGUGUCUGAGCCAGCAUCAGAACUAUUCUGCUACACACGGGCCGAAGAUAAUCCAGACAAAAUCAAGUACUAUUUCAACAGAAUAUACUUUAUUGAGAAGGAAAGGAUUGUUUGCAUCAACAAGGCGUCUCAGAGAAUAAAGUUUUAUGACAUCAACACAGGCAAGUUGAUUACUUUUGAACAAAGAACAGAAGAUGCGGAUGGUGUCAGUAAAAUCAAAACUGUCGAUAAAACAGAUUUUCUUCCACAGCUUCAUGCACAAAACGGCGAAAUUGUAAUAUUUCCUGAUCAGGAAGAAGAUGAAGAAUAA